Molecule: messenger RNA, 1290 nt
Organism: Sesamum indicum (sesame)
Lineage: Eukaryota; Viridiplantae; Streptophyta; Magnoliopsida; Lamiales; Pedaliaceae
Product: triacylglycerol lipase-like protein
Source: RefSeq, a predicted model, not a curated record
UCGGUUCAAAGUUCCUGGUUCGAUAGACUGUUCCCAAGUUUCCAAGUUUGAUACCCGUUUCCGUGCGCGAAUCCUUUCCACUGAUCGGGAACCCAAUCCCUAAAGGAUGAAUUGCUCUUUGCCUGGAAUUAAAAUACCAGAAAACUUUUGAAGAAACCAGAAAAAAUUAAGGGGGAAAAAGGGAAUAAUUUGUGGGAAUGUAUAGAGGUAUACCGCGUUUGAGGGCAUCGGGCUCCUCGAUCAUGAACUAUCUAACAGUGGCCGAGUUGAGAAGAAAAGCUUUGAACUCGUUAUCUGCUGUGCAGGACACUUUUUACUCCACUAAGGAUAUAUUUGAGAGGCACAAGGUGGUGUUUACCAUCUCCACUUCCAUUGCAUCAGUUGCUACAGCAUGGGCUGGUUAUACUUUACGUCACCUUCAUGAAUCCAGAGUUGAACAAAGGCUUGAAUCAAUUGAGAAAGCUAUGAAAAGCACUUAUCAAAUAGAAGACCCUGAGUUUAAAAAGCUUGUUUCAGGCACUGUUAGUAUACCAGCUUGUGUUGCCACUGCUGGGACCAGUUUGAUUAUAGGUGGCCCUCCAAGAAUACGAGUGUUUGAAGGGACUGGACUAGUUCCAUACCAGUGACUUAUUUUCCCUCAGAAUCCAUUGAAUAUACUAUAUGUAUAUAUUAUUGAAGAGAUGUGCGACGUAACCUGGAUUUUGACAAUUGUUUGCUGUCAGCAAGAUCUUGUAACGAUCUUUGUAAAAUAGUUGUUUUCUUUUGGAGACAUCUCUCAUCCUUUGUGUUUAAGCAAUUAAAAUAUUAUAAUUUCUUUAUUCCAAGGAAAACCAUAAAAUUUAUCUAAUUAUCCUCUAGACUUGAUGUUUGUUUAUAGUGUAUGGAUAAAUGUGAGAGAAGCAAGUGGGGUGUGUCCAAAGAACUUCUGCUUGAAGUUGUAUCCGCAUUAGCGGGGAAAAACGAAGGUUGACUUACGGAAAACACUCAUGAUUUUUAUAGUUCUCAAGUGAUUUAACUGUUUGCUUCAAGUAAUUACUAAAUACUUACUAAGAUGAAAAAAGAGGCCUAACGUUUAGGCUCUUUAGUAACAUGAAGUCUUAUUGUUCAGGAAGUCUGAAGUCCUUACAUCUCUAUUCAUUAUGAUGGUAUUGUUAGUUGGCCUACUGCUUUGCUUUACCGUCCUCUAUGCAUCAACCUUUUGUAAAUUAACAACUCAAGAUGACAACAUACCUAUAUAUUAAAUGCAUUUCUCACUUUGGAUUUCCCUGAUCUAUUUCUCUCUCACCUCAC